Lindgomyces ingoldianus is the source of this 739-nucleotide messenger RNA. RefSeq lists its product as uncharacterized. Bases 1 to 669 code for a protein of 222 amino acids. The transcript has 3 exons. Lineage: Eukaryota; Fungi; Ascomycota; Dothideomycetes; Pleosporales; Lindgomycetaceae. The record is from RefSeq and is a predicted model, not a curated record.
AUGAAGUCAUUCACUGCCUUUGCGUUUGCUUCACUUACGUUUUUGAACACCGCCAAUGCCCAUUAUAUCUUCGAGUACCUGACCGCAAACGGGGUCAAGGGUUCGGCAUAUCAGAACGUCCGAAAGAACACCAACUACAACUCCCCCGUAACCGAUCUGGCCUCGAACGAUCUCCGGUGCAAUGUCGGUGGAGGCUCAAGCGAUGGCACGACUACAGUAUCAGUUGCUGCAGGUUCAUCCGUCACGUUUACAGCAGACACAGCUGUCUACCAUCAAGGACCUGUCUCUUUUUACAUGACCAAGGUUGACGACGCAACUAAGGCAGACGGGAGCACUAACUGGUUCAAGAUCAAGGAAAUUGGGCCAAUCUUUCCUGGAGGUACCUGGGACUUGGAGCUUAGCUACAGCGUCCCGAUUCCAUCUUGCGUUGCCCCAGGAGACUACCUCCUUCGAAUUGAGCAGUUGGCUAUCCACAAUCCCUACCCCGGCGGUAUACCGCAAUUCUAUAUUUCAUGUGGGCAAUUAAAGGUCACCGGUAGCGGUUCGAAGACGUUCAGCGGUGUCAAGAUCCCAGGUCACGUGAAAGUAACGGACCCAGGCUACACAGCGAACAUCUACAACAACUUCAGCAACUAUACCGUACCUGGUCCCGCUGUCAGUACGUGCUAAGUGGCGUGAGAGAGGCCUUUUCGAUCCACUAUAUGCUAGCAUCUGCUACACUGCCGCUAGUAACAUGUAG